Molecule: messenger RNA, 2843 nt
Organism: Pseudogymnoascus destructans
Lineage: Eukaryota; Fungi; Ascomycota; Leotiomycetes; Thelebolales; Thelebolaceae
Gene: PRP4
Product: U4/U6 small nuclear ribonucleoprotein prp4
Exons: 3
Coding region: 337-2736 (799 amino acids)
Biological process (GO): peptidyl-threonine phosphorylation; peptidyl-serine phosphorylation; mRNA cis splicing, via spliceosome
Molecular function (GO): protein serine/threonine kinase activity; ATP binding
Source: RefSeq, a predicted model, not a curated record
GCAACUGGAGACGGCGUUUUCCCAACGCGCAUUGCCGAAUGUCACUAGCGCCACUAGCGCAAUCAGUCAGGCAAGCCUUGUUGUUUCUAGGCUCGAAAUCUUGGAAGUGACCUCGACUAAUACUUCGAACAACGCAUCAAAUACGUGCAAACAAAGGCUUCAAGGGUAGACGCGGAUUCCAAAUACUUGGACAAUGCGCUGAAAACGGAGUACGAGAAGUUAUAUACCCGGUUGGGCUCAUUCUCACACAGAGAUUCACCUUCUGAUCCUUUACUAACACGUUCUGGCAUCAAAGGGAGUGGGUUAUAUCGGCCCCAGCAAAGGUCAUCCGCGACGAUGGCAUCAUCUAGCUCGGACGAGGGGGAGAUAAGAGACACGGGAUUAGACAAGGCAACUACGUCGCCGCAGAUGAAAGACACUUCAGUUGACCGUCAACACAGAAUACGAUCUAGAUACUCGCCUUCUCCGUCUCUGUCAAUCGAAGAUAGCGUUGUUUCCGCCCUGCGGCGCUCAUCAGAGAGGCGCUUAUCACCAAGGGGCUCAAAGCGAAAUCGGGAUGACGACCACUACUCUCGCAGUCACAGAGACUCUCGACGACUCAAGAGUCAUAACGAAGACCGCCCGACUCAACGGCGUGGCCAGCACUCCUACGAAGAUCUGGACAGGGAAUGCGCCGCACCAGCUGGUCUUCGAUACGAUGAUGGCGACAGGAACCGUGACAGGCGCUCGCGUACUCGGACACGCAGCCGUUCUCCUUAUAGAGCCUCUCGCGAAACCGAAUCUCGAGGCAGUUAUAAUACGAAAUCACAGCGUGACAACUACAGCGGCAGUAGGAGCGAUUUGCCUGACAGGCCAAGGAUGAAUGGAUAUGGAAGUCAUCGACGCCAGGGUUCAAGAGACCAGUCAGUGAGCAAAAGGGCCGAUGGGCGGAUGCCAACUGACCUUUCAAAUGGAGAGGCUAAAUUUGUUCAAGGAUACUCACAGAAGCGUGGUGAUAGCUAUAAGGGCGAGCGUGAUAUUGAAAGAUCCCACCCCCCUGUGGAAGAACCACCAUCUGACACAGAGCCUCUUGAUGAAGCAGCAUUGAUUGAACAGCGACGGAAACGCCGUGAGGCGAUCAAAGCGAAGUAUAGAGGGUCAGCUACGGCUACGCCUUUAAUGGUGCAGGCUUUACAGAUAGGAGACCGAGCAACGCCAGAAACACGCAGCCAGAGUGAACAGGACGGCGAUGAUCAGCCUACAAGGAAUGCUUCUCCAGACGUUGCUACUCCUUCAACACCCAAGGAAAUCCAGGAUCCAAGCGCAUUCACAGCCCUGAAUGAUCAAGAGCUAGCCAAUGAAGCCGGAGUGAGAGCUAACCCAGAGGAUAGCCCUUCUGCAGCGGACUACGACCCAACAAUGGAUAUGAAAGAGGACAGAUUCCGGGACGACAAACGCCACACUGGAGAUACCGGAGACGUUCCGUCAUCUGCGUACGACGAGACAAAGCCCACCACUGAACAGGAGGUUUUACUUCCAGCAUCCGAGGUCGAAGAAAAGCCCCAAAAAUCAAAGGACGACUUUGACAUGUUUGCGGACGACGACGACGAUGAUAUGUUUGCCGAGGAGCCGGAAACAACAGCUGGGACAACACGUAAAACUGGAGACUCGGCCGUCGCCGUCCCAAUACCGGAAGCAAAGGUUUUGAAUGUCGGGAUGCUGGAUAAUUGGGAUGACGCCGAAGGAUACUACAAGGUGAUAUUGGGUGAACUCCUUGAUGGAAAGUACCAUGUCCAGGCCAAUCUCGGAAAGGGUAUGUUUUCUGGUGUUGUGAGAGCUACCGAUAUCACAACGAAGAGGCUGGUGGCGGUCAAGAUGAUCCGCGCAAAUGAGACCAUGAGAAAGGCGGGCAUGAAGGAGAUUGAGAUCCUUCAGAAGUUGAUGAGUGCAGAUGUUGACGAUAAGAAGCACAUGAUUCGACUGGAACGCCACUUCGAGCACAAGGGCCAUCUCUGCAUGGUUUUUGAGCAUCUCAGCAUCAACUUACGCGAGGUGUUGAAGAAGUUUGGACGCGAUGUUGGCAUCAACAUCCGUGCUGUGCGCGUCUAUGCCCAGCAGAUGUUCCUUGGACUGACACUCAUGCGCAAAUGCAAUAUCCUUCACGCCGAUCUGAAACCCGACAAUAUUCUGGUCAAUGAAAACCGGAGCAUGCUCAAGAUUUGCGAUUUGGGAUCUGCCUCGGAUGCCUCUGACAACGAAAUCACACCUUACCUUGUAUCACGCUUCUACCGUGCUCCUGAGGUCAUUCUAGGGAUGCCAUACGACUUCGCCAUCGACAUAUGGUCUGUUGGCUGCACGUUGUAUGAGCUGUAUACCGGCAAAAUCCUUUUUGUGGGCCGGUCUAAUAACCAGAUGCUGCGGUCUAUCAUGGAAUGCCGUGGCAAAUUCACAACGAAGAUGCUGAGGAAAGCUCAGUUUGCUCACAUGCAUUUCGACGAGCAGACAAACUUUCUGAGCGUGGAGCAGGACAAGCUGAGCGGAAGGGACACAGUCAAGACGCUUCCCUUCGCAAAGCCCACGAGGGAUCUGAGAACGAGACUUGCGACGGGUGCCAAGGGAUUACCGGACGAUGAGAUGAAGGAGUUGAACCUGUUCAUCGACUUAUUGGAUAAAUGCCUGGCACUGAAUCCCGAGAGGAGAUGCACACCAGCAGAGGCGCUGAAGCAUCCCUUCCUUAAUAGGCCAGUUGGUAGAUAGAUGAGAACUGGUUCGGAGAGAACCAUGGCGCACUCGGAGCUGAUUCCAGGGUGGGUAAAUAUGGGAUUGUACUCCAUAAAAGAAACAAAUAUACGGGAUGCUCUACA